This is a messenger RNA of Populus trichocarpa (black cottonwood), 1389 nucleotides long. Its product is annotated as agamous-like MADS-box protein AGL27. The transcript is spliced from 2 exons. Gene Ontology annotation, biological process: positive regulation of transcription by RNA polymerase II. Lineage: Eukaryota; Viridiplantae; Streptophyta; Magnoliopsida; Malpighiales; Salicaceae. Gene Ontology annotation, molecular function: RNA polymerase II cis-regulatory region sequence-specific DNA binding; DNA-binding transcription factor activity, RNA polymerase II-specific; protein dimerization activity. The record is from RefSeq and is a predicted model, not a curated record. Bases 203 to 1213 code for a protein of 336 amino acids.
ACGACAGUAUUGUUAUGGAAAGAUAAUAGAAACCCUAAUCUUUCUUCAAAAAAUAUGUGAUUGUGAUUCACUUCCAUAAAUGGAAUGCUAAUCUCUCCUUGUAUAUACAUAUGGCUUGAAGCUAUGUUAUUGUGUGCUCAUAUUGGAACUAACUACAAGGUUGGAAACGCCAUUAAAACCUAAGGUGAAUAAAAACGGAAAAAUGGGUCGUGGUAAGCUAACCAUGGAACUCAUACGCAAUGAGAGAUCUCGGAUGAUUACUUAUCACAAAAGAAAGAAGGGUUUGACAAAGAAAGCUAGGGAAUUCCAAAUUCUCUGUGGUGUAGAUGCAUGUGUUAUCAUUUUGGGGCCAAAACUGAAUAAUCAUCCUGUUGAUGUCGAAACCUGGCCAACCGAUCGCAUUGAGGUCAGACGCAUUAUCAACAGGUUUAGGUCGGAAGGUACAGACCGAAAGAAAACACAAGAUUUGUCUUAUUUUUUUGAAGCUCGGAAGAAGAAACUGGAUGAUGAAAUUGCUAAACUGCGCAAAGCCUGUAUGGAAGCAAAGUUCCCUGCAUGGGAUAAUCGUCUCAACUUGUUAUCACUCGAGCAACUCAGGGUACUUGCAGGAGUUUUCGAAUCUAAACUUGAUGUUGCAAGAGGUUGGAUAAUGAAGCUAAAAGGCAACCCCUUUUUGAUGGAAGAUUCCAAGUCAGGGAUUAAUGCAGCUGGCUCCAUUAGUGAUAAAUCAAGCUUUCUGGCUUCGAGUACUCUUGCUAAUGCCUUACUUCCGAAGAAUAUUGAAUUAGAGGCUCUAAACCACCAACCCUUUUCUUGUGCCAAACCAAUAGAUAUGCCACUGGCUACAUGCUACCCAUCUCAUCAGCUGCAACAGAUGCUUCCAUUCAAUGUCAAUCCUAUCAAUAGUCCCAUGUUGAUGAUGAUGAACCAUGAAGAUUUCGGUCAGUUUGGCGGCCUUUCUAGUAGUAGCACCAUAAAAUCCACAGUUCAAUACAAUUAUGAUCCAGCCACAGAGAUGAUAGGGAACAUGAUGUUCAACAAUCCCGGCUGGGAACUCUCAGCAAGCUAUCAUGGUCCAAGCAGGCAACCGAUUUUUCCCUACCGGCAGGGUCCAAUGACGCAGAAUGUUUCUUCUCAACUGUGCAUCCCUCAGUUCUCUUAUUUUUUUGAUGUCAACGAGCUUGAGAUGAACAGAACAGAAAACUUCGGAUGAAAACAGAUGCUUUUUGAUUGAAACGUAGACACAUGCACAAACAAAACGGGCACCUAAUCACUGGUGAUUUUGAAUGUUUAUGUUAGAUGUGUUGUCUCCCAAUCAAUAAGCCUUUGAGAAGCAGUCUCAACGAAUAAGUCUUUUUAUAAUAUCAAUUUCUAUACAGCCCUUUAUUA